Messenger RNA from Humulus lupulus (European hop), 1623 nucleotides. Its product is annotated as dicarboxylate transporter 2.1, chloroplastic-like. Bases 236 to 889 code for a protein of 217 amino acids. The transcript has 8 exons. Gene Ontology annotation, molecular function: transmembrane transporter activity. Gene Ontology annotation, biological process: transmembrane transport. NCBI's taxonomy places the organism in Eukaryota, Viridiplantae, Streptophyta, Magnoliopsida, Rosales, Cannabaceae. Gene Ontology annotation, cellular component: membrane. The record is from RefSeq and is a predicted model, not a curated record.
CCCCCCCCCCACCGACGCAAGAACCAGGCCACCCUGGGGUAAACUAGGCAGACCUCCAAUUGUUUAUGAGCUCUGGAGAACAGUACUACUCAAACGCGUGGUGGUGUAUACUGGUUGAUAUUACCUGUAGGAUGCUGCUGGUAGCUCUAGUGCGCUUUUCUUCACCGCUGCGGCUCAAAAUUUGUUAGGCAUUAAAUUGGCUGAGAAAGUUGGGGUGGUAAUUCCAAACAUUUGGAUGACUUGGUUCAAGGUUGCCAGUGUACCUGCCAUUGUUUCGCUUCUAGUUUCACCACUAGUUUUAUACAUAAUUUAUCCUCCAGAAACCAAGGACAUUCCUGAAGCCCCUGCUAUGGCUGCCAAGAAACUGGAAAGCAUGGGUGCUGUUACGAAAAAUCAAUGGAUUAUGAUUGGUACAAUGCUUCUUGCGGUAUCCUUAUGGGUCUUUGGAGAAACUAUCGGCAUACCAAGUGUUGUGGCUGCAAUGAUUGGUUUAUCUAUACUUCUUUUGACAGGAGUCCUUGAUUGGAGUGACUGUUUAAAUGAAAAAUCAGCAUGGGAUACCUUGAUUGGUUUACCAUUUUCUGAUGCUUACUGGUUGACUCUAUCAGGAUUCAUCAUUUUCCUUGCUUUAAUUUGGGUUCUGCAAGAAAUGACAACAGUCCGUAUUCUCCGUUUCGUUAUUCUCUUUAUAGGUGUGAUGAACAGCUUGUUUUCAGUAUAUGAUAUCUAUGAUGAUUUAAUAUCUCGAAGAGUCAACUCCAGUGAUGCUGAGAAGUUUGCUGAAAUUUGUCCUUGUUGCAAUGGAGUUGGAUGGGGAGUCAUAUGGGGAAUGAUAUCAUUUACAUUUCUUUGUGGAUCAAUGUAUUUGGGACUUGUCAUCUUAUCAUGAGGAUUAGAGUCUUGGGUCCAAACUCAUCUUGGGGUUGCAGAGAACUCAUAUAUAUGUGUUUCAUUCCAAAUUUUGUAGCCUGAUUCAAUUGAUACUAAAAAAUAUUUAUGCCUUCAUUCUUUUAACCCUUUUUAUUGAGAGUUACAUGUGAUUAUUUUCGUAAUUUUUUAUAGGAGCUUUUUAUUUUACUCAUAUAUAUCUAUUCUUGUAGAGAUUGGAGAGUGAUUUAAACAAUUGACAUGAACUGCUUAAUCCAAUGUGUAUUCUUGUAGAAGAGCUACUAUUGGUUUGAUUCUUCUUGUUCUUGUUCAAUGGCAAAGUAUUAUUGUAGUAUUUGCAAAUUUUUUGAUGAUGAAAGGUAUGCACCUUAAUUUCUAUUGGAGCAACUUAAUCAUCAAUAUGUUCAGGUAUUAUACUAGUUUUAGCAUUCACGUGCUUGCAAUCAGAUUUUGAUUUUAAAUCUUUCAUUUAUAGUUGCAUCUUCAAUAUUAUUUUACCUUGAGGAAUAUUAUUGGACAUUUAGAUGAAAUUAUUCAUUUUAACUUGGCGUUAUUAUAUGCCUUUCUGAUUGAAAAAAAUUUAGACUUCAGAAGCAUGCCAUAUAUGUACUUGUUACCAUUUAUUUAACUUUCCCUUUGUAUGAUAGCAUAACAAAACACUUUUAGUACUUAGGCCAUUGUAGAAGUAGAACUGUUAAUUAGGCAAUUAUAAUUGUUGGUACUUAUUAUCACUUU